Molecule: messenger RNA, 880 nt
Organism: Hibiscus syriacus
Lineage: Eukaryota; Viridiplantae; Streptophyta; Magnoliopsida; Malvales; Malvaceae
Product: dolichol-phosphate mannose synthase subunit 3-like
Exons: 5
Coding region: 290-559 (89 amino acids)
Biological process (GO): GPI anchor biosynthetic process
Cellular component (GO): endoplasmic reticulum membrane; dolichol-phosphate-mannose synthase complex
Source: RefSeq, a predicted model, not a curated record
GCCCAAAUAACCCAAGUUUCAUGUUCGAAACCAGUUGAAAAAUACCUCUCCCUGCCUUUUGUCUUGCUUUCCGGUUCCAUGUUCUUCUUCUUCGGCUGCCGAUCCAAUUGACUCUUCCCCUAUAUCGUCAAAGGUGUUUAGCUAAGUAAUGUAGAUUUGAGAAAUGACUGAUCCCUAUACGUGAGUUCAUCAGCUGAUGCUGGCUGCACAGUUUUUCUUCAUCUGUUUAAAGGUUUAAGUGGUUUGAAAUAAAAUCAGGAGUUCUGAGCUAGUUUUCAUUGCCAAUCCGAUGAAGCAUGUUCUAAAGCUUCUCUCUCUGCUGGUGGUCAUCUCUGCACUUUGGAUCGGCCUCUUGCAGGCAUCUAUAAUACCACAAAGCCAUACUUGGUUGCUUCCCAUCUAUUUUAUUGUGUCACUUGGAUGCUAUGGUUUAUUAAUGGUCGGAGUUGGUCUAAUGCGAUUCCCUACUUGCCCCGAAGAAGCAUUGCUGCUGCAGCAGGACAUUGCAGAAGCCAAGGACUUCCUGAAGCAGAAAGGGGUUGAUGUUGGUUCCGACUGAUAGUUUUUCCGAUAACAUCUCUUCUUCGACUCAAGUGAGAACAAAUUGCUGCGAGCUUUACCGAUGGACAUCUGUUUUGGAACAGAGAGAAAAGGUACAAAUUGGGAACUAACUACAAAGUCUGCAUUACUUUCAUAGAAGAAUUAUUUCCUCUGUGUCUAACGUCUGUUGAGGAGUAUAUUUGGUAAAACAAAUGAGUUACCAUUUGUUGAGUAAUUUCACAUCAAUAGAACACAUCGAAAUCUGAACAAAGCUUCAUUGUUCAUCAUAUUUUGGAUCGGUUGACCUCUAAUUGAUAUGAUCCACUCUUGUCUCAGUCUA